AUGGAGUUUUAUGAGAUAGAAGAAUUCAAUGCAACUGAUUUUCUAGAACGGAGCCGGAACGGCAGGAUAGUUUUCGCCGGCGACUCCAUCGGGCGAAACCAAUGGGAGUCUCUAAUAUGCAUGCUUGCACAAGGAGUUUCAACCCAGUCCACUAUAUAUGAAGACAAUGGGAACCCCAUAAGUAAACACAAAGGCUAUCUCUCUAUCCGAUUCGCAGAGUACAACCUCACAGUUGAAUACUACAGGGUGCCUUUCCUGGUGGUUACCGGUCGGCCGCCACCAAAAGCAUCCAAGGAAGUUCGGACCACCCUCAGGGUUGACACACUGCACUGGUAUUCAAACAAAUGGGUUAAAGCAGAUGUGCUCAUGUUCAGUGCUGGACAUUGGUGGAACCAGGAUAAGACUGUAAAGAUGGGGUGCUUUUUCCAGGUGGGAGAAACUGUGAACAUGACAAUGGAUGUGAUGGAAGCAUUUCAGAGGUCAUUACAGACUUGGAAGUCAUGGGUAAUUCAGAGUUUAGAUCCACAGAGAAGUCAUAUCUUCUUCCGCAGCUACUCACCGGUGCAUUACAGGGACGGAACAUGGAAUGAAGGUGGUCACUGUGACACUAAUGUGGCGCCAGAAACGAACAACACAAAACUGGAACCUGAUCCAGUCAACAAUCUGUUUAUUUCUGAUGUAAUCAAACAGAUGGAAAGUGCAAAAAGAAAGAUUCAGUUCUUAAACAUUACAUAUCUUGCAGAAUUUAGGAAAGAUGGUCACCCUUCAAGCCACCGAGAGGUGGGCACUCCAAUCCCAGCCCCACAAGACUGCAGCCAUUGGUGCCUACCUGGAGUCCCAGACACAUGGAAUGAACUUCUUUAUGCCCAACUACUGUCAAAUGGAUUCAGAACAAAAAUUGAGGGUACCUAGCAAUAAAAACUCUUCUCCGAAACAAAGGGCUGGAGUUUUCAGCAAUGCUUUUACACAGACUAUUCCUCAGCAUUUUGGUUGGAGUUCACCCUACUGGUUUCCAAUUUCCUCAACCUCCUCCAGCUACCUCAAGAGAUAUAACCUUUCUGGUCCAUAGGGUAUCUGCAACAAACACCACCUCAGUACUGCUGGUUGAGCUUUUGAAAGAACUGACACAAGAAAACUCCAGGUCAGGAAAUACACAUUGGAGCUGGUACAUAUCUCUCUCCAUUACAACCACAUUGCUACAUGCCCACAGCAG
Ilex paraguariensis (yerba mate) is the source of this 1213-nucleotide messenger RNA. The record is from the annotation of a GenBank genome assembly. Lineage: Eukaryota; Viridiplantae; Streptophyta; Magnoliopsida; Aquifoliales; Aquifoliaceae.